Molecule: messenger RNA, 3167 nt
Organism: Mangifera indica (mango)
Lineage: Eukaryota; Viridiplantae; Streptophyta; Magnoliopsida; Sapindales; Anacardiaceae
Product: bifunctional aspartokinase/homoserine dehydrogenase 1, chloroplastic-like
Exons: 18
Coding region: 87-2840 (917 amino acids)
Biological process (GO): aspartate family amino acid biosynthetic process; L-homoserine biosynthetic process
Molecular function (GO): homoserine dehydrogenase activity; NADP binding; aspartate kinase activity
Source: RefSeq, a predicted model, not a curated record
GCAGCUCUCUCUAAAAAAGCAAAGGCCGCCAAAUAAUAGCAACAGAAGUUGCAGAGACACAGCACCAACCAAAUCAUAGCAAAACAAUGGCGUUUUCAGCGUUGAUUACUUCGCGAGUUUUUCAAUCUUCUGCGGCAUUGGCUCACCAUGACAGAACCAAGAUCUCUCGACCUCCUUCUCAAUGUUGCUUUUUCUCUCCUCUCUCUGCCUUUUCAUUUCCUUCAAAACGAAUAGACUUUGCACAGCGGGGAAAAAUGGAGUCUUCAAAUUCACACAUACUGGCUUCAGUUACAGAUAUUUCAGUGGAAAAGUCAGUGGAAGAAUUUCAGCUUCCCGAAGGAGGCUUGUGGUCUGUUCAUAAGUUUGGUGGUACUUGUGUUGGAAGCUCUGAAAGAAUCAAGAAUGUUGCAGAGAUUAUCAUUAAUGAUGAUACAGAAAGGAAAUUGGUAGUAGUGUCAGCUAUGUCAAAAGUAACAGAUAUGAUGUAUGACCUCAUCUUCAAGGCACAGUCACGGGAUGAUUCAUAUGUAUCUGCUGUGGACUUUGUCUUUGAAAGGCAUCGAUCAACAGCACAUGAUCUACUUGACGGGGAAGAACUUGCUGGUUUCUUGUCCCGGUUGCAUCACGACAUUCAUAACCUCAAAGCUAUGCUUCGUGCAAUAUACAUAGCUGGUCAUGCUACAGAAGCUUUUUCAGAUUUUGUUGUUGGACAUGGAGAGUUAUGGACUGCUCAGUUGUUAGCAGCUGUUGUCAGAAAGAAUGGUGUGGAUUGCCUCUGGAUGGAUACUAGAGAUGUCCUCAUUGUAAAUCCAACCAGUUCUAAUCAAGUUGAUCCUGAUUUUUCUGAAUCUGAGAAAAGACUAAAGAAAUGGUAUUCUCAAAAUCCAUCGAAGACAGUAAUUGCUACUGGUUUUAUAGCCAGUACACCAGAUAAUAUUCCUACAACUUUGAAGAGGGAUGGAAGUGACUUCUCUGCUGCUAUAAUUGGUGCACUUCUCAGGGCUUGCCAAGUCACAAUUUGGACUGAUGUAGAUGGAGUGUACAGUGCAGAUCCCAGAAAAGUUAGCGAAGCUGUGAUACUGAAGACCUUGUCUUACCAAGAGGCCUGGGAAAUGUCAUAUUUUGGGGCAAAUGUCUUGCAUCCUCGCACUAUUAUCCCAGUUAUGCGAUAUGACAUUCCAAUAGUGAUAAGAAAUAUCUUUAAUCUCUCUGCACCUGGAACAGUGAUUUGUCAGCCGUUAAUUUGUGAAAAUGAAGAUGACCAGAUUGUUGACACUCCUGUGAAGGGGUUUGCAACAAUUGACAAUUUAACUCUAAUAAAUGUUGAGGGAACUGGAAUGGCUGGUGUUCCUGGUACAGCAAAUGCCAUUUUUGGUGCUGUGAAAGAUGUUGGAGCUAAUGUCAUCAUGAUAUCUCAGGCUAGUAGUGAGCAUUCUGUGUGUUUUGCUGUGCCCGAGAAGGAGGUAAAAGUUGUUACAGAGGCAUUACAGUCUAGAUUUCGUGAAGCUCUGGAUGCUGGACGACUUUCCCAGGUGGCAAUCAUUCCCAAUUGUAGUAUUUUAGCUGCAGUAGGCCAGAAAAUGGCAAGUACACCUGGAGUUAGUGCAACUCUUUUUGAUGCUUUGGCAAAGGCAAACAUUAAUAUCCGUGCUAUAGCCCAAGGUUGCUCUGAGUACAAUAUUACUGUCGUAGUCAAGCAUGAAGAUUGCAUAAGGGCUUUGAGAGCUGUCCACUCCAGGUUUUUUCUUUCUAGAACCACAAUAGCGAUGGGGAUUAUUGGCCCUGGUUUGAUAGGUGGCACAUUGCUUGACCAGCUCAGGGAUCAGGCUGCAGUUCUUAAGGAAGAUUUUAACAUUGACUUGCGUGUUAUGGGAAUUACCGGCUCGAGGAAUAUGCUCUUGAAUGACUCGGGCAUAGACUUGUGGAAAUGGAGAGAGCUAUUAAAGGAGAAAGGAGAAGCAGCUGACCUCACCAGAUUUACUCAACAUGUGCACGGGAAUCAUUUCUUCCCAAAUACAGUUUUGGUAGAUUGUACAGCAGACUCACAUGUUGCCAGUUGUUACCAGGAUUGGUUGUGUAAAGGGAUUCAUGUAAUCACACCAAACAAAAAAGCGAAUUCUGGACCUCUUGAUCAGUAUUUAAAGCUGAGGCUCCUUCAACGCAAAUCCUACACACAUUACUUUUAUGAAGCAACUGUUGGUGCUGGUCUUCCAAUCAUAAGCACUUUAAGGGGACUGCUUGAAACUGGUGACAAGAUAUUGCGGAUUGAGGGCAUUUUUAGUGGAACUUUGAGUUAUCUAUUUAACAACUAUAUAGGCACAAGAAGUUUCAGCGAGGUGGUGGCAGAGGCAAAAGAAGCAGGUUAUACUGAACCAGAUCCUAGGGAUGAUCUAUCUGGAACAGAUGUUGCCAGAAAGGUGGUUAUUCUUGCUAGAGAAUCUGGUUUGAAGCUAAAACUUUCUGAUCUCCCUGUUCACAGUCUUGUGCCUGAACCUUUAAGGGCUUGUGCAUCUGCCGAAGAGUUCAUGAAACUAUUACCACAAUAUGACGAAGAACUGGCAAAGGAAAGACAAGAAGCUGAGGAUGCAGGAGAAGUUUUGAGGUAUGUUGGAGUGGUGGAUGCUGUCAACCAAAAGGGUACUGUGCAAUUGCAAAGAUACAAGAAAGAUCAUCCUUUCGCACAACUCUUUGGUUCUGAUAAUAUCAUAGCUUUCACAACAACAAGGUACAAGGAACAGCCUCUUAUAGUCCGAGGCCCAGGUGCUGGAGCUCAAGUUACAGCUGGUGGAAUUUUCAGUGACAUAUUGCGGCUAGCCUCCUAUCUUGGUGCUCCAUCAUAAUGAAGUCAGUAUCUUCACCUACUGCUUUUAGCUUUCCCACUCUUUCUAUUAUCAAGACAGUAGUCUGAAGUAGUUUUGUCGAUUUUAGUGCUUGAGUUGUAUUUUAAUGUAAUCUUAGUACGAAAUAGGAUAUGAAAUCAAUGUACUUUUAAUUUAACAGCUUUAGGAUGGGAAUAGUUUUAGAUUAGUUUUAAUAAUGUAGUAUUUUGUUUUGUUUUCUGCCAAUAAGCCUCAUAGACAAUGCUAAAUAUUUGUUUUUGAUCUUGAUAAUGCAUCUCGGUAAGAGUAGUCAGAUUUGUCAAUAGGCAGGUACUUGAUCAUUAUUAA